Dermatophagoides pteronyssinus (European house dust mite) is the source of this 1208-nucleotide messenger RNA. Its product is annotated as DGAT1/2-independent enzyme synthesizing storage lipids-like. NCBI's taxonomy places the organism in Eukaryota, Metazoa, Arthropoda, Arachnida, Sarcoptiformes, Pyroglyphidae. Gene Ontology annotation, molecular function: acyltransferase activity. The record is from RefSeq and is a predicted model, not a curated record. Gene Ontology annotation, cellular component: membrane.
AAAAAAAAUCAUGACGAUAAUGACCAUCAUCAUGGAUUUUAUCAUUAAUAAUCUUCAUCAAAUCAUAUUAAUACCGAUAAUAUUUACAUUCUUUUCACCAUUAAUUUUUGUUUUUUUAUUUUAUCUAAUGUCAUUUAUACUUCAUUUAUAUAAAUUUUAUUAUCAAUUACCAAUUAUUGAUAAAUCAACGGGGAAAAAUUUAGAUUUUAAUGAACAUUGGAAAUAUUGGAAUCAACCUGUUCAAACAGUUGCUAAAUUACUAACAACAGUUGGUCGUUGGUGGCAUGGUUAUGAUAUAAUCAAUAUGAAUAAUAUUCCUGAUAAUGGACCGGCUAUUAUUGUUUUUUAUCAUUCAACAAUACCAAAUGAUUAUCAUUAUUUAUUAUGUCGUAUAUUUUUGGAUAAAAAAAGAAAAAUUUUUACAAUUACUGAUCGUUUAUUAUUUUAUAUACCUGGUUGGUCAUUAUUAUUAAAUGCUUUACAAUCAAUACCCGGCACUCGAAAAGAUUGUGUUCAAUUAUUAAAACAAAAUCGAUUAAUAGCCUUAUCACCCGGUGGUUUACGUGAAGCAAUGUUUGGUGAUAAUAAUUAUCAGCUAAUUUGGUCGGGUAGACAAGGUUUUGCCAGUGUUGCAAAAGAAGCAAACGUACCAAUAAUACCGGUAUUUACUAAAAAUUCACGUGAAGCAUUUCGUUGUUUACCAUUGUUUCAGGAAUUUUUUCGUAAAAUUUAUGAUCAAUAUAAAAUUCCAUUAUUUUUGCCAUAUGGUGGUUUACCGGUUAAAAUGACCACUAUAAUUGGUGAACCGAUUUAUUUUCCGCCGGAAAUGUCAGUCACCGAAAUUGCUGAAUUGACGGCCAAAAAAAUGAAAGAAUUAAUCGAACGACAUCAAACACGACCAGGUUCAAUGUGGAAAGCUUUACGACAACGUUUUUGUUAAAGAAAAUCAAAAAAAAACUAGGGGAGAAAUUUUCCGGAAUUAUUUUGCCACCAAAAACACAAUCAACAAUCAACAUUCAUCUCAACGACAUAAUUAAAUAGAAAAGGACGGAUGUGAAAUGAAAUCUAAAUUUAACACAAACACGCACACACACUGAGAUUUUUUCAUUCACUUUUGAAAAUGAUGAUAAAAUCAAAUUAAAAUAUGUGACACCGACACACAUAAACAGAAAGAUUUCCUUUCAAUAAAACAAAAACCUCUCUAAUCG